Messenger RNA from Lotus japonicus, 734 nucleotides. RefSeq lists its product as uncharacterized. The transcript has a single exon. The record is from RefSeq and is a predicted model, not a curated record. Lineage: Eukaryota; Viridiplantae; Streptophyta; Magnoliopsida; Fabales; Fabaceae. The coding region runs from base 95 to 571 and encodes 158 amino acids.
AUCAUAGUUGCUAAAAUAGAAAAAAAUAUCCUCUUUUAUCCUUGGCUUCGAUUCCAUCACACCAAAAACCAAAAUCUGAAUCAAUCGAAUCAAAAUGGCUCUCAAGAUUUAUCAAAUUCCCACUCUCUUCACCAAUUCCCCUGUCACUCUCUUCAUCACCCGCCACAACCUCACCACGCGAAUCUCAUGCAGCGGCAGCGGCGGCAUCAGCGACGCCGCACUCGCAUCAGAGCUAGCCGCAAGGGCCACCAGAAUCAACGCCCGCGCGGUGCUAGCAGAGGACGCUAUGAGGAAGAGCAGAAAGAUCCUAUUCCGAGAGCUCUGCGAAUAUCUGGGCCUCAAGGAAGACGAGGCCAGAGAGAAUUGGAGCAAGAUGGGUGAAGACGAGAAAUUGGUGCUGGUCAAAGGGUUCGUUGCAGAGUGGGGUUCCUGUUUUCAUCCAUUGUCAGCUAGGUCUACCAAACAAAUGGUGGAGGAAUAUCUGAACGCACCGCCACCAAAUUCACCUCAUUCUGAUACUUCUUCUUCUGCCUUGUUUCCAGGAUUCAAGAGGAUAAUUGGUUUUCCUUAGAAAGUUGCAAACUACUUGGGUUGGGUUGGGUUGGGUUUGACUUCAAAUUUCAUAUUGGUUAUUUGUGAUUUGUUUUUCUUUUGCAAAAUUAGCUGAUAAAGAAAACUGAGGUUACUUUAUAAAUUUGCCUGAAGUUGAAUGUAUAUUGUACAUGUUUUCUGCA